CUUUCGCGUGCGUGACAUUUAAACGCAGCACUGCGUGUUACGUAGGCAUGUAAACAUUUACGUAACAAAUCAUGGCUGCCGAGUUGACGAGGACUCUGUCAAAGUCUUGCAGGCAGAUCGCUCGCUCAUGGGGUCCCUGCCAGGGUGCGUGGAGGAGCACAUCCACCAAGUCUGCCCUGCAUCCUGUGCAGGCUGCCGGGGUGGGUUCCUUCCCUCCUCUGCAGUCCUACUCCGAGGAAGAGAGCAUGAUGAGGGAAGCAGUUAGAAAGUACGCACAGGAGCGUAUCGCUCCCUUUGUGGCCAAGAUGGAUGAGCAAUCUAUGAUGGAUGGAGAAGUGAUCAAGUCUCUCUUUGAACAGGGCCUAAUGGGCAUCGAGAUCGAGGCGGACUACGGCGGCACCGGCUCCACGUUCUUCUCCUCCAUUUUGGUCAUCGAGGAGCUGGCCAAAGUGGACGCCUCCGUGGCCGUGCUGUGCGACAUCCAGAACACGCUGAUCAACACGCUGUUGGCGCAGCUGGGCACCCCGGCUCAGAAGGAGAAGUACCUCAGCAGACUGUCGACCGACAUGAUUGGCAGCUUUUGCCUGUCUGAGGCCGAGUCGGGCAGCGACGCCUUCGCCCUGAAGACGCGUGCGGAAAAACACAAGGACUAUUACGUCAUCAACGGGUCCAAGAUGUGGAUCAGCAACGCGGAGCACGCCGGAGUAUUCCUGGUGAUGGCUAAUGUGGACCCCGCAGCUGGCUACAGAGGCAUCACCUGCUUCCUGGUGGACAAGGAGGCGGAGGGCCUGGAGGUCGGCAAGAAGGAGAACAAGCUGGGACUGCGCGCCUCCUCCACCUGUCCGCUCAACUUUGACAACGUCAAGGUGCCGGAGAAGAACAUUUUGGGCCAAGUCGGUCACGGCUACAAGUACGCCAUCGGAAUGCUGAACGAAGGCAGGAUUGGAAUUGCAGCUCAGAUGUUGGGUGUGGCACAAGGCUGCUUCGACCACACGAUUCCUUACACCAGACAGAGGAUGCAGUUCGGGAAGCGGAUCUUUGACUUCCAGGGUAUGCAGCACCAAAUCUCCCACGUGGCCACGCAGAUCGAAGCCGCCAGGUUGCUGACGUACAACGCCGCUCGGCUGAAAGAAGCCGGGAGGCCUUUCAUCAAGGAGGCCUGCAUGGCCAAAUACUUCACUGCCGAGGUGGCAACGUUGACCACGUCCAAGUGCAUCGAGUGGAUGGGAGGGGUGGGCUUCACCAAAGACUACCCCAUUGAGAAAUACUACAGAGACUGUAAAAUUGGAACCAUCUACGAGGGCACGACAAACAUCCAACUGUCCACCAUGGCCAAAUUUAUCGACAAGGAGUUUGACAAUUGAAAUGACUGAGCCAGACUGUCUGAUACGUUGCAGUACUACCAUUCUGCCGUGUUACACUCCUCUCUUCUUAACCAUCACAUCUAAUAAGUCUACAUGGCUUUCCUAGAAAUGACGCAAUAAUACUGUACAAAACAUGGAAUUAUUGUUACUCACGUUUUUCCCGAUAAAGGGCCUUUAUUUGUUUAACUACAUAUAAAUAUGGAAAUUAAUAUAGAAUGUUUCAGUGCCUUUUGCUGUGCCCGACCUCAUUAAAGGUAAGUUCCUCUUUGUUCAAUUAUCAUACUUCCCAAGCAGUUCCUGAAUUGCGUCGCUAGAUGGCAGCAUUUUCCCUGUUACCAGUUAAAGUUGAGCGGCCAAUGGUGCUCCUGCCUCAGAUAGAAACAUCUUGUCGUGCCUAAUUGACACAUUUUGCAGGAGAGUAGACGCUACAACGGCCACUUCAUUAGGUACACCUAUAGGACACAACCUCUGCAGGAAACUUGAUGUUAAAAUGUAGUAACUAGUCAAACAUACACAAUGUAAUUACUAAAUAACCUAACAAUUAUAUUGUGUUAGUCCUGCCAAUUCAAAUGUGAACAUUUAAAUGCAUUUAUGACAUCAUAUGUUGCAUGCAUUUUAUGCAAAUAUGAAACUGCAUUUUAACAGUAAAAUUCUGGCAACUUAGCUGCCGGAUUUUACCGUAAGAACGACAACUAUAGAUUUUACCGUGCACUAUUGUGACUAGCAAAACAGUACCACAGUUUUUUUACAGUAAAAAACUGGCAGCUCAGUUGCCAGUAUUUUAUGGUCAAAAAACUGUGGUACUGUUUUUUCAUGUACAGUAAAAUGCUGUGAAACCACAGUAAAAUUCAUAAAGUCGCUGCAAAAUCUAUAUAAAAUUUGACAAUUUGGUGAAUAUCUUGCUUUGAAAUCAUAAGUCAAGCAGAUAAAAAGUAUUUAUUUCUAGUUUAACAAAAUUUGAAUUUAUGAUCAUAUAUUUUGUUACGUUAUAAUAUUUAUGUUUAAAAAAAAUAUGCGAUUGCAUCGAGUACAUGUAUUUUUUUAUGUCAAAACUGAGAAAACUAAUACAUUUAGCAAUAAAAUAUAAAGUACUUUAAUGACGCAUAUUAUUUCCAGGCUUUCCAGGGCCAAAUAAAGUGAUGUGACGUGCCAGAUCUGGCCCCUGGGCCUUGAGUUUGACAUCUGUGCACUAGCAUAUGAGUAGAUUGUGUGCAUGUAAAUGAACAUUAUUUAAUUGGAAAAUGAAAAAUAACUGCUAAUUCCCAAUAAUUAUGUUACUUUUCAUACCGUAAAUAUGUUCCCUUUUGCAUUCUUUUAAUUUCAUAUACUAGAGUACAUUUUAGGACCAUAUCUGCGGACAAAGAUGAAGAUUUCAAAGUAAAACGAGAUGGGUUAUAUGUGUCUGAUUUGGAUAUUGUUUAUAUUACCGAACCUUACUCAUGAUAUUGUUGUAUUCAAUUACACACAAGUCGGCCAAUGUUGAUUUAGGGGUGUCAAACUCAUUUCAGCUCGGGGGCCACAUGGAGGAAAAUCUAUUAAAAUCAUGGCAUUAAAUAUAAAAAAUAAAGACAAGUUCAGAUUGUUUUCUUUGUCUUACUUUGGCCAAAAAUAGAACAAACACAUUCUGAAAAUAUUACAAUAAAAAUAUUAGAAAAAAAUACCCGGCAGCGGUAAAGUUUAGAUCCAUGAAGGAAAGAAGAAAGUCAUUGAAUAUUUUAAGAAUGUUUAAGCAUAAAAAAUUGUU
Entelurus aequoreus (snake pipefish) is the source of this 3108-nucleotide messenger RNA. It is a transcript of the gene acadsb, whose product is annotated as acyl-CoA dehydrogenase short/branched chain. NCBI's taxonomy places the organism in Eukaryota, Metazoa, Chordata, Actinopteri, Syngnathiformes, Syngnathidae. The coding region runs from base 72 to 1364 and encodes 430 amino acids. The record is from RefSeq and is a predicted model, not a curated record. Gene Ontology annotation, cellular component: mitochondrion. Gene Ontology annotation, molecular function: flavin adenine dinucleotide binding; acyl-CoA dehydrogenase activity. The transcript is spliced from 11 exons.